Lethenteron reissneri (Far Eastern brook lamprey) is the source of this 1866-nucleotide messenger RNA. RefSeq names its product histone-lysine N-methyltransferase PRDM9-like. Gene Ontology annotation, biological process: regulation of DNA-templated transcription. NCBI's taxonomy places the organism in Eukaryota, Metazoa, Chordata, Hyperoartia, Petromyzontiformes, Petromyzontidae. The record is from RefSeq and is a predicted model, not a curated record. Gene Ontology annotation, molecular function: protein binding; histone methyltransferase activity. Gene Ontology annotation, cellular component: nucleus.
AUGGGCGACUUCCGAGACAUCAGAGGCUUCUUCACCAAGGCCGAGUGGAGCGAUCUGGCCGAGUGCGAGAAGCGGCGCUACAGGAACAUCCAGCAGAACCACGCCGUCCUGCUGAACCUCGGGAUGAACCCGGCCCAGCCCGAGUUCAUGCGCGCACGCGGCAAGCGCAGGGCGAGGGGGAAUGGAGCGGAGUGCGGGCGGUCGAGCGACUCCGACGAGGAGUGGACGGGGAGGAGGAAGAGGAAGGAGGUGGCGAUGCACGGAGGACGAAGAGGAGGAGGCAAGGGGGCUGCUUCACGCUGGGCCACCGUGGGAGAGUGGCACGCGAGGGCAGCUCCCAGCAAGCGCAAGACUAAAGCGGAAGCCCUGGAGUACUUGUGGAGCAUCUUGCAGGGCGUGGAGGAGGAGCAGCAGCAGGAGGAGGAGGAGUUCAGGGGAUUUGAGCUGAGGGAGGUGCACAAGGCCAGGAUGGCGAUGUUCAGGCUGGAGCGCAGAGCCACCGCCUGCAAGGAGGCCCUGAGGGUGGCGCUCCAGAGGAUACGUGGAGGCUCCUCCGUGCCGCCGGCCUCCGCCCAGGCUGUGGCGGUGUCGCGCAGCGCUCGCUCUCGCUACGGCCUGCGCCCGCGCGAGAGGAAAGUCUACACAGAGGUGGAGGAGCCCCAGGACGACGACUUCUUCUUCUGCGAGCUGUGCAGGGAUUUCUACCUGGGAGAGUGCUCCGUGCACGGCCCGCCAGAGUUCAUCGCGGACGCGGCCGUGGCCCCGGGAGUGGCCAACAGGGCCCGGCUCAGCCUGCCCCAGGGCCUCACCGUCGGCGCCUCCUCCAUUGCCGGCGCCGGCCUCGGGGUGUGGAGCAACAGGAAGAAGCUGCCCAAGGGGGUGAUGUUUGGGCCCUACCAGGGAGAGGUGUCUGAGGAGAACCCCGUGAGCGAGUACUGCUGGCUGAUUUACAAAAACAAAAAGGAUCGUGAAUAUGUUGAUGCUCAGGAUGAAUCUAAAUCAAACUGGAUGAGGUUCGUCAACUGCGCGAGGAAUGAGCAGGAGCAGAACCUGGUGGCCUUCCAGCACCGGGGGCAGAUUUACUACCGCACAUUCCGUGCCGUGGGGCCCGGCUCUGAGCUGCUGCUGGGCAUCGCCUGCGAGGCCGGGCCCUCGCGACGCCGCAGCAGCAGCAGCGAGAUGGCUCCUAGGGCCACCGCCAGAGACCUGCAGCCCGUGCAGCCUCCACCAAGCGAGGAACACCGUGGAGUGGGUGUGGAGGUCACAAGGCUGCCGUGUCCUGCCUGCAACCGUCAGUUCAUCUGCCGCUCUAGUCUACAACAUCACGUGCAGAGGAGACACCCCACUAAGCCCAGUAACAAAAGUCAUCAGUGUGACCAAUGUUCAUUCAGCACGGACUACAAGUGUAGCUUGAAGAAGCACCAGAGAACACACACGGGAGAGAAGCCGUUCAAGUGCACCGUGUGUGAGAAGGCGUUUGCACACACAUCAACUCUUCACAGGGACCAGAGAACACACACGGGAGAGAAGCCGUUCAAGUGCACCGUGUGUGAGAAGGCAUUUGCACAUUUACAACAUCUUCACAGCCACCAGAGAACACACACGGGAGAGAAGCCGUUCAAGUGCACCGUGUGUGAGAAGGCGUUUGCAGACACAUCAUCUCUUCACAGCCACCAGAGAACACACACGAGAGAGAAGCCGUUCAAGUGCACCGUGUGUGAGAAGGCGUUUGCACAUCUAUCAGCUCUUCACAGGCACCAGAGAACACACAAGGGAGAGAAGCCGUUCAAGUGCACCGUGUGUGCGAAGGCGUUUGCAGACCCAUCCAGUCUUCACAGGCACCAGAGAACACACACGGGAGAGAAG